AUGGUCACCCGCAAGCCCGCUCCCGACGACACCUCCGUUGACACAAACACCGCGCCCCGGCUGCAAGACAUGCGAAAGGAGCUCUGGAGUGCUACUACCGACUCGCCUUCGGACGUUGGCAGUGUGUGGGAUGACGCUUCGCAACAGAAAGGCGCUGCGGCACUGAACCAACAACCCGCCCAUCACGACUUCCCGGACUCUUUGAAGCCGGGCGCUGGCGCUGCGAUGAACGGCGCAGAGACGACCAAUGGCGUCUGGGACGAUGUCAACGGCGCCAGACCCCAGACAGCCGACAAGCCGAAGGAUGCUGUUGAUGUUCCCUUGGCGCUUCGUCCCGGUCCCCCGCAAGGUCCGCCAUCACGGUCCGAUACGAACCCGUUCAAGAGGAAGGACGUCCGCGCCGGCUCCGAAGAGACAACACCGCCGAUGCCUCCAGCCCAGCCCUUGUCUCAGGUGAGCACCGGGGAAAUUAGUAAUAACCCGUGGCAGCCAGCGCUCGACCAGCAUGCCCUCCAACGCGAGCAAAAGGCCGUCGCUUCGACCGUGCAACAGCCCCUCCGAGCUCAACCCAGCUCCGACGCCGAGCACGAUGCCUGGUCCGUAUCUCAAGACUUACGGCUCCCGCCGAUCUCUACUUCGCCGGCGCUAAUGUCCUUGCCUUCGGAACCUGCAUCGCCGGCCUGGGACGAUCUCCCCGAGAACCAGUCUAAACUGCCAGCGCAACCCCCGCCAGGGCCGAAAGAGGUCAUGAACGAAGCCACCGACGAGCAGCACGCCUGGGAUGACCUUGGUGCACAGAACAAGGGCAAGGGAAAGGCUCCUGCUCCCGUCGCAGUUGCGGCUGUCGUCGAAGAUGGUCCAAUCGACGACUGGAACCUCGUUGACGCGCCCGCACCGGCGCCGGCUCCUCCUUCGAAACCUAUCGAGGCGGCUACACCUAAGCCGCAACCAAACAACAAACUAAUUGACACGGAUGAGCCGGAACCCGCUGAAAAGGCCCCUCCUGCGCUACCCCCAAGGAAUGACGAGGAACACCCACCACGCCAGCCACCUCGCCCAGUCGACGGCAAAUCUGAAACGUAUCAGAUCAAAAACAUCAACUGGUUCGAUCACAGUGCCGAGAAGAAUCCGCGAACGUCUCCAAUCCUGGUCCAGAAUGCCAAUGGCCCUUGUCCGCUCGUAGCUCUGGUGAACGCGCUGACCCUCACCACUCCGGCGUCAGUAUCAGACACGGCGCUUGUGCAGGUACUUCGCUCGCGUGAACAGAUUAGCCUGGGCUACCUGCUUGACGCGGUGUUCGACGAGCUCAUGUCGGAGAGAAGAACCCAUGAAGACACCUCCCUUCCCGAUGUUUCCGAGCUGUACGGCUUUCUCAAGGGGCUGCACACGGGAAUGAACGUGAAUCCUCGCUUCAUACCCACUCCCGAGAUCGUCAAGGCUUUCAAGCGCACUUCUCUCACCCACCUCCACCCAACUGAGCGCGACGACCUGAUCCCUGGCACGUUUGAGGACACCACCGAAAUGGCGCUCUAUGCUGCAUUCGCCAUCCCAUUAAUCCACGGUUGGCUACCACCCAAAUCUGAUCCGGCGUAUGGCGCAUUUGAGCGCCAGGCUGCCUCGUUUGAAGACGUUCAAACGCUGCUAUUCCUUGACGAAGAACUGCAAGAGAAGCUUGGCUCGUUGACAGAAGAGGAAGAGCAAGUGUACUCGGAUAUACAGUACAUCAAAGCGUUCCUGGAGUCGUCUGCUACCCAGCUUACGCCCUGUGGCUUAGACGUAAUUACGAAGGCCAUGAAGCCUGGAUCUGUGGCCAUUCUGUUCCGAAACGAUCACUUUUCCACAUUGUAUCGGCACCCUUCGACCCAGCAACUUCUGGUCCUCGUCACAGAUGCAGGCUAUGUCUCGCACGACGAGAUUGUCUGGGAGUCCCUUGCAGAUGUGAAUGGCGAGCGGACCGAAUACUACUCCGGGGAUUUCCGCAUCGUUGGUGGCCAGCAGGCUCAGAGCACCUCUCGUGGACCGCAGGUCGGGGGGCAACGCAGCCAGGGACGGCCAACCAUCAACACCAACCACAGCAACGCAGGCGAUUGGACUACGGUACAAGGCCGCGGCCGACGGAAGAAUCUUGAUGCGCCAGCAGCUGACGAAACCCCUUUGUCGCCGAACCAUGAACAGGAGGAUCGGGAUCUUGCACUCGCGCUUCAGCUUCAGGAGGAGGAAGAGCAGCGGCAUCGUGCGGAGCAAGCGGCGCGUCGGAGAGAGAGUCAGCUUAGCGAGCAGUUCAUUGAACAGCAAGCUCGUGUCCAGCAAGGGCCCACAACGAGGCGCGCGGCCACGAGGGCGGCCGUCCGCGGAGGAGUGAAUCGAAGCACGAGCAACGUAGCGUCAUCGCAGGGCAGCCGGCGCAACUCGAACGGCAACACGUCAAUACCGCCGACUUCGGGUCGUCAGCCAGGUCAACCGCCGCAAAUGAUCCGACCACUCGUUCCUCCAACAGUUCCUGUCCGUCGACAGGGGGUGAACCGACCGGCCGACGAGGGACUGGAGGACGCACCGCCUACUUAUGAGCAGGCACAGGCGGCUGCCAAGUACGAGCCACCACCUGGCCACCCGCACCACCACGCCAGCAGCCCGGUGGCCGGACGACAAGGAAGUGGCGCUGGUCCGUCGUUCCCGGCCGGUCGGCCGGUUAUGGGCGGUGGACGAGGCCGGGUGAUGGGCCCUGGAGGCGUGGUAGGAAGUUCGUCGGGCGGAAGGGAACGGGACUGCAUCGUUAUGUGA
Molecule: messenger RNA, 2781 nt
Organism: Colletotrichum chrysophilum
Lineage: Eukaryota; Fungi; Ascomycota; Sordariomycetes; Glomerellales; Glomerellaceae
Exons: 1
Coding region: 1-2781 (926 amino acids)
Biological process (GO): protein K48-linked deubiquitination
Cellular component (GO): cytosol; cell periphery
Molecular function (GO): cysteine-type deubiquitinase activity; K48-linked deubiquitinase activity; cysteine-type carboxypeptidase activity
Source: RefSeq, a predicted model, not a curated record